Messenger RNA from Lucilia sericata (common green bottle fly), 2071 nucleotides. Its product is annotated as nicalin. Gene Ontology annotation, biological process: regulation of signal transduction. The transcript is spliced from 6 exons. NCBI's taxonomy places the organism in Eukaryota, Metazoa, Arthropoda, Insecta, Diptera, Calliphoridae. The record is from RefSeq and is a predicted model, not a curated record. Bases 582 to 1982 code for a protein of 466 amino acids. Gene Ontology annotation, cellular component: endoplasmic reticulum membrane.
CAACGCUGCUCUUAGCUGUCAGGCCAAAGUCUGCUCAAUACUUUUACCACAAAGUAUACUUUUACUUCACAAAACAGCGGAAGAAGUAGAGUUUGUUGUUCAUUGGAAAAAUUAUUUAAUUUAAUUAGCUUUAUUGAAUGAAUUCGAAUAGAAAAGUGUAUAUUAAUUAUUGUUUAGUGGAAGUUUUAGUUUUUACUACGUGAAAUAGGUUAACCUCCAGUUAAGUCUAAAAUUUGUGCAUAGUCAUGUUUGAAGAUGCCGACAAUAUUGCUGACAUAUUUCGUGGUAAUUUACCAUAUUAUAUGCUUUUGGCCUUGCCAAUAUUGAUAAUAUGCUCCUCGAAUCCUGUGCUAGCAUCUAGUGAAUUCUCUGUCCAGCGUAUGUCCCAAUACGAUGUCAAUGGUGUUUAUUUUGGAUGUCGUUCAUCUGCAUUAUCUUUGGAAGCCAAAUCCCUAUACACUUGGAGUACGGGUAGACAUUGUGUUAUUGCCAAAAUUCCAAGAUAUGACAGUUGAUCAAUUUAGAGAAAUUCGUCAAAGGCUGGUGGUUUAGUACUACUUUUGCCAAAAGAUGUUGCAUCAAUGAGCAGUGAGGAAAAAGAACAUAUCAGUCUUUUAGAGCAAACUGUCUUGGAACAAGCAAUUACAAUACCAGUGUACUUUUCGGCGUACAAUUCAAAAUUAGAGGACAUUAUAGCUGAUAUAACACGAACUGCUAGUAAAAAGCGGAUAGAACAAUCUAGUUCAUCUAACACUCAAACAAAGCAACGCGAAUCGGCUUUAAAUGAAGUAUUUAGUUCCAUAUCUGCAAAUGGUUACCAAAUUAUUGUGUCUGGAGCCAGUCAUUCAAAUAACAAGAUCAGUAAAAUUCCUAUUAUUCAGGGUGAGUUAGCACCUACGAAGGUUACGAAAUUUGCCGAUGGUAUUACAGAUACAAACAGCAAAUUGCCAAUGAUAAUUGUAGCCGCCCACCUAAAUACUUUUGGAUUGUAUAAUGACUAUCCCCUAAAUGCUGAUGCAGCAGUUCUACUGACUCUAGCAGACAUGUUUAGUAAAUUGCACAAUACUUCGAAUACGGCUCUUAAAUACCGUAUCCUAUUUUUGUUAACUGAAUCGGGUCCAUUGUUAAAUUAUCAAGGUGCUAAAAAAUGGCUCGACGAAAAUGUUCAACUACAGAACGUCGAGUUUGUUUUAUGUUUAGAUUCGAUCACUCAGUCUAUAAAUUCAGAAAGCAGCAAUCUUUACAUGCAUGUUUCGAAACCACCAAAAGAAAAUACGCCAAUAAAUAUAUUCUUUAAGCAUUUAAAAAAUGUUUCGAACAUAUAUAGUAAUAUAACUACUGAAGGUGUUCACAAAAAAAUUAAUUUAGCUGAACCACAAUUAGCUUGGCAACAUGAACGCUUUAGUAUUAAACGUUUGCCAUCAUUUACCUUGUCGUCUUUGAAGUCACCAAAGCAUCACUCGCGUACAACUAUAUUUAAGGAUAAGGAAGAAGUCAUCUUGACACAAACACAACGUAAUGCAAAAAUUAUUGCUGAGGCUUUAGCUCGUUAUGUUUAUACAAAUUCCGCAUUAGAAGAGAUUGAAGACUUUGAAAUAUUUUCAGGAACCAUGCAAAUUACAAAUAAGCUCAUCAAAUCAUACAUAAAUUUGAAAUCAGCUUUGCAAAACAACGACUUGAAGAACGCCUUUGAAAAGUACCUUAAAAAUGUAAAAGUUAUUUAUGAAAAACCUGACGCACGGGAACCCGAUUUUAUGUUAUAUGAAGGCUCUGAUGCAAUUCUUAAUGUUUACCGUGUUAAACCAGCAGUGUUCGACUUGUUCCUAACCAUCUUAAUUUGUAGCUAUUUAUGCUCAGUGUACUUCGUCAUACAAUUUUUCCCGAAUAUCUAUGAAGUUAUUUGUAAAAUAUCGUUAAAAUCCCAGGAGUCAUCGCCCAUUCACGCUAACCAUAUAGAACGUAAUAAAACAAAGAAUUACUAGUUUAUGUAAAUAUAGUCAAAUUUAAGUUAAUGUAUUAUUUAAAUUUUAUAUAGUUUGCUUUGAAAAAAUAUGUGAAUUUAAAAAAAAAA